GUCCCUUGCUCCUCAGGUCACCUGGGAGAUCCUAGACCCCGUGGGUGUCCCAGGCCGUGUUCUGUCCAAGGCACCAUCUCUUUGAUUAGGGAAGAUGGGGACACCAGAUCUGCAGGGCCUCCUCCUCCUCUUCCCGUUGCUGCUGCCGCUGCACGGGGCCUCAGCAGGGAGCCUGCACAGUCCAGGCCUGUCCGAAUGCUUCCAGGUGAACGGCGCUGACUACCGCGGCCACCAGAACUUCACCGGCCCACGCGGAGCUGGACGCCCUUGUCUUUUCUGGGACCAGACGCAGCAGCACAGCUACAGCAGCGCCAGCGAUCCCCAGGGCCGCUGGGGGUUGGGUGCACACAACUUCUGUAGGAACCCAGACGGUGAUGUGCAGCCCUGGUGCUAUGUGGCAGAGACAGAAGAGGGCAUUUACUGGCGCUAUUGUGAUAUCCCAACAUGUCACAUGCCUGGGUACUUGGGCUGCUUCAUGGACUCUGGGGCACCCCCUGCUCUCAGCGGUCCCAGCGGCACUUCCACAAAGCUCACUGUCCAGGUGUGCCUUCGAUUCUGCCGCAUGAAGGGCUACCAGCUGGCUGGCGUGGAGGCUGGUUAUGCCUGCUUCUGUGGCUCUGAAAGUGACCUGGCCCGGGGACACCCAGCCCCUGCCACCGACUGUGAUCAGAUCUGUUUUGGCCACCCAGGCCAGCUCUGUGGAGGCGAUGGACGCCUGGGCAUCUAUGAAGUGUCUGUGGGCUCCUGCCAGGGAAACUGGUCGGCUCCUCAAGGCGUCAUCUACUCCCCGGAUUUUCCGGAUGAGUAUGGCCCAGACCGGAACUGCAGCUGGGUACUGGGCCAACUGGGCGCUGUGAUAGAGCUCACCUUCCGCCUCUUCGAGUUGGCUGAUUCUCGAGACCGGCUGGAGUUACGCGACGCCUCGUCCGGCAACCUGCUCCGUGCCUUCGACGGCGCCCAUCCGCCACCGCCGGGGCCGCUGCGCCUGCGCACUGCUGCACUGCUGCUCACCUUCCGCAGCGACGCAAGAGGCCAUGCUCAAGGCUUCGCGCUCACCUACCGCGGGCUGCAGGAUACAGUGGAGGGCAAAGCAUCUCCAGAGGAUUCAGCUGAGAGUCUCGCAGGGGACCCCGAUGGGGCUAACGUGAGCUGCAGCCCCAAGCCCGGAGCUGCACAGGCUUCGAUAGGUGCCCGAGUCUUCUCCACCGUGACGGCCAUCUCUGUGCUGCUGCUGUUGCUCCUGUCCCUACUGCGUUUGCUGCGUCGACGGAGCUGUCUGCUGGCUCCAGGAAAAGGGUCUCUGGCCAUGGGACCUUCCCGGGGCCCCGGGAGAAGCUGGGCUGUGUGGUACCGCCGGCCCCGAGGGGUGGCCCUGCCCUGUCCCCCAGGGGACUCUCAGGUUGAGGGUCCUGCUGCGGGCUACCGUCCCCUGAGUGCCUCCAGCCAGAGCUCCUUGCGCUCGCUCGUCUCUGCUCUCUGACCCCAGACGUACAUGAGUCCAUCACCACUUCUGCCAGCGAGAUGGACACCCGAGAUAUUAUGCAGCACCCUACCUCGACCUUGUGCCCCUUUAAAAGCAGCUCGGUCUCUGAUCGUCCGGGGAAGACCAGAAAA
This is a messenger RNA of Mus pahari (shrew mouse), 1614 nucleotides long. It is a transcript of the gene Kremen2, whose product is annotated as kringle containing transmembrane protein 2. Gene Ontology annotation, biological process: multicellular organism development; Wnt signaling pathway. The transcript is spliced from 9 exons. The coding region runs from base 95 to 1480 and encodes 461 amino acids. Lineage: Eukaryota; Metazoa; Chordata; Mammalia; Rodentia; Muridae. The record is from RefSeq and is a predicted model, not a curated record. Gene Ontology annotation, cellular component: plasma membrane.